UUCUACUAUAUAUUUUUUUUUUUUUCUUUUUUUCUUUUUUUGUUGAGUAUAUUUCAUUCGAAUGUUGUGCAUAACAUUUGCAUUGAUGCAUAAAUCGUGAAAACAACAACAGCAACAACAACUUAUGUUUAUUGAAGAAAAGUGUGAAGAAGAAGAAGAAGAAAAACAACAACAAGAAAUAAUUAAAGAAGAAUACAGUGUGAAUAUAUACAGCGAUUGGUUUAUACUUUACUGUAAAUUGUAUAACGUCAAUUUUGAUGUUUAUAAUAACGUGACUACAGAAAAGAUUUUCGUGGAUAAACUAAAUUAAGAGGAGAAGUGUCAUAUGGCUCUGGAAUAUGGUACUACUACCUACAAUAUGCACCACACGAAUCAAUUAGAAGACGUGGGCUAUAGGAGUAUCGAGAUAACGUCGGCUUUCACGCAUCUACCUCAAAAGGAGAUGGCCAGGGACACCCCGGGCUCACCCAUGUCACGCUCCCGGGAUUUGGGUAGUGGUGGUGGAGCUGCAACGGCCACCUUGACUUCCGGCGCCUAUCAUGCUGCAGUUGCUACCACCACCGACCCAACUACCCUCCAUGAUCACGCGUUGCAACAGAAAAUGCUCGAGCUACAGCAGCAUCAUCAGCUGCAACAACAGAUCCUGCGACAGCAGUACCAAGCUCAGGAAAGGCAAUUAGCAGAAAUGCAUGAACAACAAAUGCAUCAGCUCAAGCUUUGGGAAAAGCAGAAACAAUUGGAGGAACAAAUGAGGGAAAAGGAACGAUUAGAGGCCCUUAGGAAAAAGGACAAACAUGAUCAUAGUGCAAUUGCAUCAACGGAAGUCAAACAACGUCUUCAGAGUUUCCUGGUAAACAAAAAGCAAAGGGAAGCCGCUGCUGCAGCCAACGGUGCUGUUCCUGGUACACCUGGAUAUAGAAGCUGGUUGCAACCCCAAUCGGAAACAACGAGCAACACAAAUUCAUCUCAUCCAUAUCGAAUGCCACAAAUGUUGCAAGAGAAAUUUGGGGAUGAUUUUCCAUUGAGAAAGACAGCAUCGGAGCCGAACCUGAAGGUGCGAUUAAAACAACGCGUGGAGAGGAAUAUGGCGGCAUUGCGGCACUCGCCCCUGAUGGCAAGAAGGAAGGAUCGUCUUCUGUCGCAUCUCAAGCGGAAGUCGUUACUAGCAAAUGCUGGUAGUAAUCCAGAAUCGGGGCCUAACUCACCACCGACUGUCAAUAAUUCUCAAGCAAGUCCAACUGCUGGAAGUAACACCGCAAUACAAGAGGAAAGUGAAAGUACGAGUUAUGGUGGUCCUUUGACAAGUAGUAGUCAACAAGGAAGUCUUUCGGAUCUUUCAUUAUUUAGUUCACCGUCCAUGCCCAAUAUUUCAUUGGGUAGACCACAAAUUCCAUCCAGUUCAGCUCAGAGUGGAUCUAAAUUAGCACCUGUAUCGGAAGCAGAAGUUCGUGCUGCUUUUACAGCUCGUCUUGGUAUGCCGUUGACCGGUCAAAUGUUACCAGGGACCUUACCAUUUUAUCCAUCGUUAACGGUAAUCGAUGGUGAUCCUACAUAUAUUCACAAACAAAUGCAAAAUUUGGAACAAGUGUCAGUAGGCAGCAGACAACAUCCGGUAUAUCCAAUUACGGAUACACAAGUAGCACAUACAAGACUGCAGAAGGCUAGUCACCGGCCUUUAGGUAGUAGAACUCAAUCCGCUCCAUUACCUCUUGGUCAUCCAAUGUUACAAAGUGGUAUGAUGGCACCACCAGCUCAUUACGAGGAAUACCUUAUUGAGAAACAACAUCAACAUGAUCAACAACAAGCUCAUAAUUAUUUGAAACAACAGAUACGUCAGACCGUAUUAACGCGUGUCAGUUCACGUGGACAGACGAAUCAGUUGGAUGAAGCACCGGAAAGUGAGGAAUCCGAAGUGAUAGAUCUUACGGGGAAAAAAGAUUUGUCGGAGGAAAGUGAAAUGUCGAAACAACAGAGGGAUCGUGAACAAUUUUUGCAACAACAGAGAGAUCUGAUGAUGAGACAUACCUUACAGACGAACGAGUCUACGGCCUAUUCCGGUGGCAGGAGUUCACAAUCCAGACCACUUUCCAGAGCUCUCUCUAGUCCGUUGGUACAUUUAGGACCUCAGGGUGGCGGUGGUGAUAUGUUUGCUCGGGGUUCUCCUCAUCGAGCUAACACAGGACUGGCAUAUGAUCAAUUGAUGUUAAAACACGCUUGUGUUUGUGGUGAAACUGUAAGGGGCCAUCCUGAACAUGGCGGUAGAUUACAGAGUGUUUGGGCUAGACUAUCAGAAACAGGAUUAUCUCAGCGUUGCAGUAGAGUUCGUUCACGUCAAGCUACACUAGAAGAAAUUCAAACUUGUCACAGCGAGGCUCACACACUUUUAUUCGGAACGAAUCCAAUGAGUCGUCAGAAAUUAGACAUGACGAAGUUUCCACAAUUACCGAUUAUUGAAUUACCUUGCGGAGGAGUAGGCGUUGAUUCUGAUACAACGUGGAACGAAUUAAACACCGCACCUGCAGCACGAAUGGCAGUAGGAUGUGUCGUAGAUCUCGCUUUGAAAACAGCAAUGGGUGACAUCAAGAAUGGUUUUGCUGUAGUUAGACCACCUGGACAUCAUGCGGAGAGUAAUCAAGCGAUGGGCUUUUGUUUCUUUAAUUCUGUAGCAAUCGCUGCUCGUUUAUUACAACAAAAACUCGACAUCAGAAAGAUAUUAAUUGUUGAUUGGGACGUUCAUCAUGGAAAUGGAACUCAACAUAUGUUUUACGACGAUCCAAGAGUACUUUAUCUUUCCAUACACCGACACGACGAGGGUAACUUUUUCCCUGGUACGGGAGGACCAACAGAAUGUGGUACCGGAGAAGGUUUAGGAUACAACGUUAACGUAGCAUGGUCUGGUGGAUUGAAUCCACCAAUGGGAGAUGCAGAAUAUUUAGCAGCAUUUCGUACGAUAGUUAUGCCGAUCGCUAAAGUAUUCGAUCCUGAAAUCAUUUUAGUAUCUGCCGGUUUUGAUGCAGCCGUUGGUCAUCCAGCACCACUUGGUGGUUACAAGGUCAGCCCUGCGUGUUUCGGUAGAAUGACACAACAGUUGUUAACUCUAGCAGGUGGUAAGGUUGUUCUCGCAUUGGAAGGUGGCUAUGAUUUAGCAGCAAUAUGCGAUUCUGCUCAGGAAUGUGUAAGAGCUUUGUUAGGAGAUGAACCAACUCCUAUUCGAGAAGAUGAACUAACGCGGGCACCUUGCCAAAAUGCCAUUGAUACGUUACAAAAGACUAUAGCCAUUCAGAUGUCUCAUUGGCAAUGUGUUAAACUCUUCGCUCAUACUGUUGGUAUGAGUGCAAUAGAGGCAAGUCAGAAGGAACACGAUGAAACGGAAACUGUAUCUGCGAUGGCUUCGCUCUCAAUGCAACAGCCUACGAAUCUUACAACUACACCGGAUCAUUCCCGAGAAGUCUCAGAAGAACCGAUGGAACAAGAUGAGGCAAAAUGAAGCGAUACUCGUUAGAUGUUAGUGAUCACCUAAUGGAUCAUCUUGAAAAAUGAGUUAAUAUGAGAAGAAACAAAUGUCGUGACCACCAUCCAAAGGAAGAAGAAGAAGAAGAAGAAGAA
Molecule: messenger RNA, 3606 nt
Organism: Polistes dominula (European paper wasp)
Lineage: Eukaryota; Metazoa; Arthropoda; Insecta; Hymenoptera; Vespidae
Gene: HDAC4
Product: histone deacetylase 4
Biological process (GO): negative regulation of transcription by RNA polymerase II; epigenetic regulation of gene expression
Cellular component (GO): histone deacetylase complex
Molecular function (GO): histone deacetylase activity
Source: RefSeq, a predicted model, not a curated record